UGUUGUUUGUUUCUAUUUCCUGAAGAAAUCGUUUUAUCUGCUUUUAGAAUCAAAUAGAUCCCCAUAAAAGUAAUUCGGCAGUCCCUAAUUUAGAAAUCGAUUUGAUUUUGAUUUGUAUUCGUAUUUGUUGAUUGAUCCGCCACACACACAGUCUGUGCAUACACAUACAAGAAAGGAAUUAAAUCUAGAGAAACUGGUUUGAAUAUACAAAACAAGUAGGGAAGGAGAGAGAUAGAUAGAUUUGUGUGUGAUGAUGGAAUGAAGACGAAGUUGAAGAAGAAGAGGAAGAGAUUGGAAGAUGGGAAGGGCGGAGUUAGAUUAUAAUUAUUCGAAUAAUGGCAGAGGCGGAAGAGGAGUAUCCAAAUGUUGUUCGUAUAAGAGGACCACUGUUAUCAUCUGUUCCAUCAACAUUGUUGUUGCUCUUUACGUUUUUCAGAAUCUUUAUACUUCUCUUUACUCCUACUCAUAUCGAGAUUCACACAGCGCAGUUACCUACACUCCAGAUCAAAUUAGAAAUAUGGAAGAAUCAAUGCGGAUACGAAAGCAAUCUGAACCUAGAAAGCUCAUUGAAACGGUUAAACUAAUCAAACAAAAAGUUGAUAGAAGAGAGGACAUGGUUGAAUUACCACAGCCAUUGAAACAGAAAUUAACUAAUGAGAUCAUAGAACUACUGAGUGGAUUGAAUCAGAAUGGUGGUGCUAACUCAACUUUACAGCAUGAAGCAGUUGAAGACUGGAGGCUGCAAAAACUAGAGGAAGUCAAAACAAUUACUAGUGGUCAAAGGAAAACCUCAAAGUCAAAUUCAACAAUCCUACCAGAUGAAGCAGGUAUUCUAGCAAGAAUGUUGGAGUUCAAUUGGGCUGAGUUAUCCCAUGAAAUUGGGCUUUGGAUACCGGUUAAUGUCAUCAACAAUGAACAUAAUGACAAGCCCGAGGGUGAAGAUGAUUUUGAUGAUAGCAUCUUAGCUGGGAGGAGGUUGCCUCCUGAGUGUAACACAGAGCUUCAUACAGACUAUGGUGGUCAAGCAGUCAAAUGGGGGUUGACUCAUCAGAAAGAAAGUGCAUAUGAAUGUUGUCAGGCUUGUUUAAAUCAGGCUAAAAAUGCAAGACCUGGUGAAAUGAAAUGUAAUAUUUGGGUUUAUUGUCCUGCUGAACAAGGAUGCCAUUCACCAGAUAUAUACCAACAUAAACUUGAAGAAUGCUGGCUUAAAUAUGCUGAAACGCCGAAAGUGAGCUUUAAGGAUAAAUAUUCAGAAAGUUACAGAAGAAAUCAUCCGAAUGCACCUUUGGUUGUUCCUUGGGUUUCGGGUGUUAUAAGUUCUUGAAGGCUUGCAUCUGUAUCUGUAUCUGUAUGAAUGCAGUUUUGGUGACUUGUGCUCUUUUACCUGAAAGUUUUGAACUAAUUUGUAUUUGUGAAAAAGACUAGAGCUGAAAAGAGAAGGUUACGAUAGUUGGGGCAAUGCGAAAAGGCUUUGCUCAUUUUGAGUGUAAUUUGAAACAUUUUACAAAUUGAGAAUGGGGAUUCAAGGUGUUUGGGAUUGUUUUCUCAAAGUCCUCUGUAUAAUGAUUUUAUGUUUUAUAACUUCCUUACCAUUAAGGAAUUUGCUGAAAUAUGAAGUGAAAAUCAUGUUUUGGAA
Messenger RNA from Lactuca sativa (garden lettuce), 1636 nucleotides. RefSeq lists its product as uncharacterized. NCBI's taxonomy places the organism in Eukaryota, Viridiplantae, Streptophyta, Magnoliopsida, Asterales, Asteraceae. The record is from RefSeq and is a predicted model, not a curated record.